Molecule: messenger RNA, 1173 nt
Organism: Piliocolobus tephrosceles (Ugandan red Colobus)
Lineage: Eukaryota; Metazoa; Chordata; Mammalia; Primates; Cercopithecidae
Gene: TAF12
Product: TATA-box binding protein associated factor 12
Exons: 5
Coding region: 247-726 (159 amino acids)
Biological process (GO): DNA-templated transcription initiation; RNA polymerase II preinitiation complex assembly
Cellular component (GO): SAGA complex; transcription factor TFIID complex
Molecular function (GO): protein heterodimerization activity; TBP-class protein binding; DNA binding
Source: RefSeq, a predicted model, not a curated record
AGGCGCGCGCCCGCCGGCCGGAAGAGCCGCGCGUUUCCGGGUUGGAGGCGGGGAGCGGUGCCGGAAGUAGUCGGGGAGGGCCGCGCAGUCGGACCGGCUGCUGAGACGAACGCUUCUCUGGGGCAGUCUCCGCAUAUCAUGGGGAGAUAGACGCUGCUGCCUUUAAUUGGCCUUGGUCCUCACAGCUCCAAAAAGAAACAGGAUCUUGAUAAGCUCUAUGAGCUGAAGUCCAAAGCCCGGCAGAUUAUGAACCAGUUUGGCCCCUCAGCCCUAAUCAACCUCUCCAAUUUCUCAUCCAUAAAACCGGAACCAGCCAGCACCCCUCCACAAGGCUCCAUGGCCAAUAGUACUACAGUGGUAAAGAUACCAGGCACUCCUGGGACAGGAGGUCGUCUUAGCCCUGAAAACAAUCAGGUAUUGACCAAGAAGAAAUUACAGGACUUAGUAAGAGAAGUGGAUCCUAAUGAGCAGUUGGAUGAAGAUGUGGAGGAGUUAGUAGCCAGAUGCCCACAUUCAUCCUCCCUGAUCCAAGGGGGUCGCAUUGCACUCCUGGUACUGCUUUCUUGGUACCUUUAUCUCUGUGCUGGCUUCUUCCUUGCAGAGCGCCAGUGGAACAUGUGGAUCCCAGGAUUUGGCUCUGAAGAAAUCCGACCCUACAAAAAAGCUUGCACCACAGAAGCUCACAAACAGAGAAUGGCAUUGAUCCGGAAAACAACCAAGAAAUAACACACGGAAAGGUCAGGGAAUGGACAACAAUGUAUUUGGAGAUACUUGAGCUGAGAACUCAGCCAUCUCAUCCUUGGAUUUUUUUUUUUUUUUUAAUGCUUUACAGAGAAGCAUAUAUUUUUUAUUAACAGUGCAGCAAUAUCUAUAAUGACUGAGAGGAUCUGCCAAAAGAAUAAAGCCUCCUACCCCAACUUCCGGUCCCUUUUCCCUGCCAUCUCAAAGAGGAGCAAUGUAUCUUCCAGAGAAGAUUUUAUUUGUGGUUUAUUAUAUACGUGACUGAAUAUGGGACAAAGCAUUAUGGUCUUUUUGGUAAGACAGUAUUAGCAGGAUUUGUAAAGGGUUUUGUUUCCUUCUCCCUUCCCCUUUUCCCUGUACUUUGUAAUGUCAGUGUUUAUAUGAAUAUGACUUUCAUUUGCUUUUCCAGAAUAAAGAAGUUAUUAAUCGAAA